Molecule: messenger RNA, 3303 nt
Organism: Rasamsonia emersonii CBS 393.64
Lineage: Eukaryota; Fungi; Ascomycota; Eurotiomycetes; Eurotiales; Trichocomaceae
Product: Terpene synthase family protein
Exons: 6
Coding region: 1-3303 (1100 amino acids)
Biological process (GO): diterpenoid biosynthetic process
Molecular function (GO): terpene synthase activity; magnesium ion binding
Source: RefSeq, a predicted model, not a curated record
AUGCCUUCUCGGGGAGUACAAUCACCGCGCUCUGCAGAUGAUAAUGUCACAUUGAUGGAUCCCCUUCCAAACACUACGGAUACCUCCAUGGACACGCUCUCAUCCCAAGCGAGGCAGCUGCUCGAGAAGACAGUUUCGAACUACACCGAGAGGUAUGGUGUCGGAUUGAUGAGCGAUUCCAUCUACGACACGGCCUGGGUAUCUCUCAUCCAGAAGGAAGUAGACGGACAUCGCCAGUGGCUCUUCCCCGAAGCGUUCGAUUAUCUUUUAGAUCGACAGGGCGAGAAUGGCGGCUGGCAGGUCGGAGGUCCUACAAUUGAUGGCAUCUUGAAUACGGCGGCCUCCCUCCUCUCGCUGAAACGACACCUCUCGGAGCCGCUGCAGAUGCAAUCCUUCUCUCAGCAGGAUUUGAAUAACCGGAUUGUCCAUGCCACUGCCAGCCUUGACGAGCAACUCCAGGAAUGGGACGUAGAAAACACGCAGCACGUCGGCUUUGAGAUUCUCGUGCCUGCUCUGCUAGAGCUGUUGGAGAAGGAAGGGAUCUCUUUCACCUUUCCUGAUAAGAACACCCUGGACCGAAUCAACCGCAUCAAACUCGCCAAGUUCAAGCCCGAGGUCCUUUACUCGCCUGUCAAGACAACGGCUUUGCAUUCGCUGGAGGCCUUCGUCGGAAAAGCCGACUUUGAUCGCCUCGCGCAUCAUACCGUCCAUGGGUCUAUGAUGGGAUCGCCGUCCUCGACGGCGGCGUAUCUGAUGUACGUAUCCAGAUGGGAUGAUGCUGCCGAGGCGUAUCUCCGCCAUGUCUUUGAGCGUGGAAAUGGAGGUGGCCUGGCGCGUAUCCGACAACGUAUUUCACGUUCACCUGGGUACGUUGCUCCUCUUGUCUCAUCUGGCGCCUCUGAUCAUCCUGCUAGAUCCUGUCCACCUUGCUUGAGGCGGGAUUCACCCGCGAAGAUCUGUCCUCGUCAGCACUGGAUAAAAUGGAGACGAUUCUGGAACGGGGCUUUGAGGAGGAACAGGGCCUGCUGGGAUUUGCUCGGCUCCGACGCAGACGACACCGCAAAAGCCAUCUUGACCCUGAACUGUUUGGGAAAGGCAGUGUCCCCUGAUUCCCUGAUCCGAGAGUACGAAACACUCACCCACUUUCGGACGUACGCCUUUGAGAGAGAUCCAAGCUUCAGCGCCAAUUUCAACGUGCUUAUUGCCCUGCUGCACGUGUCGGAUCCUGCAAAGUACUGUCCCCAGAUUGAGAAAUGCGCUCGUUUUCUCUGCAAGCUGGCGUGGGAAACGGAUGGCUUUGUAAGGGACAAGUGGGCAUGUUUAUCUAUUAAUAUUGCCACGGGACUCUUUCGAGACAGUACUGACCGAUUGCAGAAUUUAUCCAGGUACUAUUCCAUCAUGCUCAUGGUCCAAGCCUUCACCGACCUGCUAGAGCUGUGGAGUAAUGGACCGCUGUCCGCCAUCCCGGACGACCUGAUCCGCGACAGAGCAUAUAUCCUGCUUUUCCAGUCUGUCCAUCGCAUAAUGCUGAGUCAAGAAGAUGAUGGCUCAUGGAACCAUUCUCGCGAAGAGACGUCGUACGCCAUAUGCACUUUGCUAAAAGCGUCAACUCUCCCCUUUUGGGAACUGUUCGCGUCGGAGCUGAAGCUCGCUAUCGCCCGUGGACGAGAAUUCCUCCAGUCUUCACCAGCCGACAAACCCGGGUAUCUUUGGAUUGCAAAAGUGACCUAUGCCUCCGAUGUGCUGUCCGAGUCGUACGUCCUUGCUGCUCUUCGCACACCCACGGCACUGCACAGAAUCCGCACCGGCAGCCUCGAGCCCUCUGAGCACACUAUAUCCAGAAUCGAGAAUUACAUCCCGUUCUAUCGCCAAACACCGCUGUUAGCGUCCGUGCCCGAGUGGCAGCUACGUGCCUCCCUCUUCGAAGGCUAUCUCUUCCAGCCGGCCCUCCGCAGGCGCCGGCUGGAUGUAUUCCCCCGCAAAAACAUGCCAGAGGACAAGUACUUCGAGUACAUACCGUUCACGUGGACGGGAUGCAGCAAUCGAAAUCGCACGUUUGCCUCGGCGGACUUUUUGUUCGAGAUGAUGGUCCUUUCGUUCCUGAACUACCAGGCGGACGAGCACAUGGAGGCUGCAGGGAGACGCUACGCAGGGGAUCUGUCUGGCCUGAGCCAGAUGAUCGAUGAAGUCUUUCAGCGGCCAGCAGCAGGCGAAGCAGAUACCACAGAAGACGACAUCCGAGGCCCACUGACCAAGUUCGUCAGGUACUUCCUGACACAUCCCCGUGUGCUCCAGGCCAGCGAAUUCGACCGAGCGUCCCUGCGACGAGAGCUGAAGCGCUAUCUCCUGGCGCAGGUAGCCCAGACCGAAGACAGCCGCUUGUUGCAGGAGACGCGACAGGGCAAGACAGCAACGACAUGGGAGUCCUUCUUCCACUGGGUGCGGUCGACGGCGGCGGAUAACAGCUCCUGUCCGUACGCCUUUGCGUCGGUGGCGUGCUUCCUUGGCGACAAAGAUCGGGACUGUUUCGAGGGGGCAGAGGAGAAGUUCAUUGCCAGCGACGUGGGCCAGCAUCUGGCGAGCAUGUGUCGCAUGUACAACGAUUUUGGAUCGGUGGCCCGGGAUAGAGAGGACCAGAAUCUCAACUCGAUCGAUUUUCCCGAGUUUGCGGAUAACCACACCGAUCAAGACGAAAGGACCGCCAAGGAAGUCCUUUUUCGUCUCGCGCAGUACGAACAGAGUUGUCUGGACGCUGCGAUGGCGCGUUUGGACAAGCUGUGCAGGGACGACGCGCGCAAGAGGCGCAAGCUGGAUAUUUUCCGCGUGUUCUGCUCGGCUACGGACCUGUACGGGCAGAUUUAUGUUCAAGGCAGGGAUUAUUAUAUUCAUGUUGAAUUGCAAUAUAUUGAUAUUACUAUCAAUCAGACACUCUAUAAAAUACAAGUUAGAUCUUUCUUUCAAUGGGCAUGCAUUGAUCCUUCGCAGUACUCCAUGUAUACAGGUCAGUUCGUACAUUCCAUACUUCCACCAACACAACAGAAUCGACAAGAUAUUCACCCUCCUCAAUCAGCAGAACAUUCAAACGACUUAAUCAUUCAUCCAUCUCUCACUUUACAUCAUAAAUUGAAGUACAUUAUUCCAUGUUCUGCAGGUAUUCUUCAGGGCAAGUCACAUUACCCCAUCAUCGGCAAAUCACUCUCCACAACUGCCGAAGGCCAGACAACUAAGACAGUGGAGCGCCAUUACCAUCAUCAACACCCCAGAAGAGAAGAGACUAGAAGGUACGGUAUUACUCCGGAGUAG